AGCAGUGGGCAAGGAUUUAGAGUGACACAUCAAGAAUGUGUUAAGAAAAAUAAUUCACCUUGGCCAGCAUCUGCUCUACUUCCCCAUCUCAGCAGGGCUGUGUCAGCAACUACCAGUGGGCACACUUCCUGAUUGGUUUGCGACACUGCUAGCUCCAGGGCCAGAGGAAACACAGAAGUACAAGCAGGAGAAGUGCAGAGUGGCCACGUGACUGUAAAGUGCAAAGAAGGGCUGAAGCAAGGGGAGGCCGUCUUUACUCUACUGCAGGCCGCUGCUGCACCAUGUCUCUGGCUGAGACCAUCCGACUGUGGAAUGAGGGAGUGUGUGCUACAGACCGCAAGGACUGGACAGCUGCGCUGGAGGCUUUCACCUCAGUGCAGAACCCCCCUUCCAAACUCUGCUUUAACAUUGGCUGCAUCCACCUGAUCCUGGGGAAUUUGGCUGAGGCAGAGCAGGCGUUUGCCAGGAGCAUUGACCGUGACAAGCACUUAGCCGUGGCCUAUUUCCAGCGCGGGACAGUGUUUUACAGGAGAGAGAACUACAAAUUGGCCAUUGAGGCUUUUAAAGAGGUGUUGGCCCUGCUGCGAGGGAACCUGCUGAUAGACUACAAGAUCCUGGGGCUGCCAUUCAGGCUGUUUGCUUGUGAGGUGUUGUAUAACAUAGCCCUGCUCUAUGCCAAGCUGGAGGACUGGAGAAAAGCUGAAGAGCAUCUGACGCUGGCGAUAAGCAUGAAGACUGAGCCCCGGCACAACAAGAUUGACAGGGCGAUGGAAGCCAUCUUGAAGCAUAGACUCUUUGAGCCGGUGGUGAUUCCUCCAGGGAAGCUGUUUAGGCCAAAUGAAAAGCAAGUGGCUCAGCUGGAGAAGAAGGAUUACCUGGGAAAAGCUACGGUCGUGGCGUCUGUCGUCGACAAGGAUAGUUUUUCAGGGUUUGCUCCACUUCAGCCACAGACGUGUGGCCCCCCACCCAGGCCAAAGACACCAGAAAUCCUCCGGGCCCUGGAAGGGGAGCCUCACCGUGUGCUGUUCGAGUUCACGCCCGAGACCGCAGAUGAGCUGCAGGUCCUGCCGGGAAACAUUGUCUUUGUUCUGACGAAGGAGAAGGACAACUGGGCCACCGUUAUGUUCAACGGGAAGAAAGGGAUUGUCCCCUGUAACUACCUUGAGGCUGUGGAGCUCCAGAACCAGCCGCAGGUCCGGGAGGAAACGCCAUCUGAGUCGGACAUCCCUGCCCCACCCAGUUCCACCGCUCCGGAAAAGCCCAGGUCUCCAGCACCAGCUCACGGUCCUGGUGCUUCUGGAAAACAGCAGAAAGAAGCUGCAAAGGAUGUAGGAUCAGCUACCUCAAGCCCAUAUGUUCUCAAGGUGCAUUACAAGUAUACAGUAGCAAUACCAGUCCGGCUUGGAAUCACCUACAGCGAACUCCUGGACAUGGUGUGCAAGAAACUGGAGCUCUCACCAGAGCAUACAAAACUGAGGUACCGGCCUGCAGAGAGUGAGGAGCUGGUAACUCUGAGCGAGGACAGCAUGAAGACAGUAUGGAGUCACGCUAAGGACUAUUGCCUGACACUGUGGUGCGACGUCACAGAGGGAGACAAAGAUUUACCCAGAAGAGAAGAUGGCCAAGCUGAGGAGGGUACUCAGAAGACACCACCACAACAGCUGGAAGCAAAUCACGUGGUAGCUCGAUACGGUUAUGAAGCCAUCCAGCCCGAGGACCUGGAGUUCCAGGCAGGAGAUGUGAUACUUGUUUUAUCCAAAGUGAAUGAAGAGUGGUUGGAAGGCCAGUGCAAGGGGAAGGUGGGCAUUUUCCCCCGAGCUUUUGUUCAAAAAAGUGAUGCCGAAAACCCUGAAAUCUAAUUCCACAGAAGCCUAAGGACCCCAGGAUGUGCAACAGUAGCGUUUAAGAUGUCUUCUCUCAUUAACCACUGUAUACAGAGAUGUUACCCUCGUGCGUAAGAAAAGCCUUAAUUUUUUUUGUUUCACCUUUUGGUUUGCCCCAGCUCUUAUUUAAACAUGUCCCAGUUAGCACCUUGUUUAUGAACCAUCUCCCAGCAUGGAGACCAGCCACUCAGGCCUGCCUGAACAGUUGUGCUUUUAGACCACUUGAGAAGCAGCAGCUCUCCCAUCUAUUCUGCCUCUGGCAAGAAUCAAGAAACCGCUUCUCAAAGAGGGCAGUACUGUUCUAUUUAUGGCACUGCCAGCAAGAAUGGAACAGGAGCUGGCGGUCAGGAGCGAAGGAUCAGGACAGGUUAAUCCUGCCACAUCAUUAGUUACCUGUCAGCAUCCAUAACUCUACCUCUCCCUUUCCUCCUUCCAACAUGACUGUCUUUUUUCUGCUCCAUCAUUCAAUAAAAUGGCUCUUCUUUCA
Molecule: messenger RNA, 2370 nt
Organism: Mauremys reevesii (Reeves's turtle)
Lineage: Eukaryota; Metazoa; Chordata; Testudines; Geoemydidae
Gene: NCF2
Product: neutrophil cytosolic factor 2
Exons: 15
Coding region: 282-1859 (525 amino acids)
Biological process (GO): phagocytosis; respiratory burst; superoxide anion generation
Cellular component (GO): NADPH oxidase complex
Molecular function (GO): protein binding; superoxide-generating NADPH oxidase activator activity
Source: RefSeq, a predicted model, not a curated record